AUGCGGUCGGCCCAGCCCAACGAAACGCAUGAUAUCCUUGCGCAAUGGCUUCAUCAGGGCCGAAUUCACCAACUCAUCACGCAGAACGUAGAUCGGUUGCACCAUGUGGCGUACCAGCAUGUGACCAAGGACUACCCGCCAAUCCUCGAAUUGCAUGGUAUGUUUGGCAUGACUGACUGGAAAGGCGCCUUAGGUGAAGUGCGGUGUGUGAGUCACGGCACUCAUGGCGUGCCAAACAGCAAUCGGCUCUGGUGGGACCAAGAAACCACGGACUCCUUCGGGCCUGUGGACCGCUAUUAUCCUACCCCCAUGGCACCUCUGGAUGAUCCACAUGGAUGUGGGUUUAUCAUGUCGCGUGACGUCUUCCAGGACCGUCUAGCCGAGAUCAACCCUGACUGGGCCGCGUGGGCGGAGAAGUUCAAAACGGAUAUCAACAUGACGCUGCAACGCAAUCCUGAUGGUGACGUCCAAUUGGAGGGCGUCUCGUACGAGACAUUCCAAUACCCUGCCUGUCCCAACUGCGGCGGCACGCUCAAACCUGAUGUGGUGCUAUUUGGCGAGAAUGUCCGCAAGUCUAUACGGCAACGUUCCGAAGAACUGCUCAAGGAAUGUGAUGCUCUUUUAUUAAUAGGCACUACGCUCGCUACGCAUUCUGCCUACCGCCUAGCUCGAGAAGCUAGUGAUACAGGUAAGCCUAUUGUCCUAAUCAAUCGCGGCCCCACACGUGCCGAUUCUAUUGUAGAUACACGGAUCGGUCUUGGCUGCAGCGAGGUUCUCACAGAGGUAGCAAAGCAUGUAUAA
Messenger RNA from Malassezia pachydermatis, 801 nucleotides. RefSeq names its product nad-dependent deacetylase sirtuin type 4. Gene Ontology annotation, molecular function: NAD+ binding. The coding region runs from base 1 to 801 and encodes 266 amino acids. The record is from RefSeq and is a predicted model, not a curated record. NCBI's taxonomy places the organism in Eukaryota, Fungi, Basidiomycota, Malasseziomycetes, Malasseziales, Malasseziaceae. The transcript has 2 exons.